Messenger RNA from Monosiga brevicollis MX1, 1101 nucleotides. RefSeq lists its product as uncharacterized. The record is from RefSeq and is a predicted model, not a curated record. Lineage: Eukaryota; Choanoflagellata; Craspedida; Salpingoecidae. The transcript is spliced from 6 exons. The coding region runs from base 1 to 1101 and encodes 366 amino acids. Gene Ontology annotation, molecular function: catalytic activity.
AUGGCGGGGGUGGGUAAGCAGCUGUUGCUGCACAAUCUGCGGCCGGUACGCCCGUGUCCAGGCAAAAGUGCUUGGUUGGAUGCUGCAGUUCCAGGGCCUUACACGACGAUGCGCACCAUCGACGGCACUCGCAUCGUGGAAUUCCAGACACACGUCGAUCGCAUUGCGCAAACCACGCGCACUCUGGCUGAGGACAUUGCCACGGGCCGAGACCCCAAGCACCGGGUUCCCCUCGCCUCGCACUUGGUAGACACACUGACGGACCAAGGAGCCGUUCGACAGCUCGUGCUUGAGCACGCGCGCCAAGCUCUGCAGCAUUUUCACGGGCCCUGUGACACGAGUCAGGCCGUGCCAGACACCCGCCUGACGGUUCUGGUCAACUGGGAGGCCGAUGCUGAAAGCGACAAACACAUGGCCACGGCAUACAACGUCGAUGUCUUCGUAGAGGCCCUCCCCCCACGGCCUAGCCAGCCUGUCUCGGUCAUGCUGCGACGCCAGCCCGACUCGAUGACGACAAAGGAGGGCAAGGAUAGCAAGUGGAUUUCUCAGCGCAAAUACUUGGAAGCUGAGAAGGGCGAAUGCAACGAGGUCGUGCUGGUUCGGGACUCAGGGGCUUGCGUUGAAGGCACACAGACCAACUUUUUCGCCCUGCAACGCCAAACCCUGCUCACUGCCCCUGACCAGGAGGUGUUGCCGGGCACGAUUCGAAAAUUGGCCCUCGCUGGCGCCCAGGCCUUGGACGUGGCCUUGGCCAUGCAGAGCCCCAACCUGCAGGCUAUUAGCACUUGGACAUCGGCGUUCUUGAGCUCGACCUCGCGCCUGGUGCUUCCCAUCAAUAAGGUGAUUUUUGUCUCAUCACAUAUGCGUCGGCCGCUCAUACCCGCCAUGAUCAUGCUCACUGGUGCCAAUGACCGUCGCGGUGUGUGGCCGAUGGAAAAACAGAUUGUGGUCCACCCUGAAGUGCAGGCUGCGUUCCCCGAACUGCAGUUGCAAGACAUCUACCAAUUUGACGUCGACCCUAGCAUCGAACGUCUAGAUAAGUGGGUGCAGCAACACUUGCGCGAUACCGCAGAAUCGGUCUCGUUGGAGCCCUUAUCCUGA